Molecule: messenger RNA, 1173 nt
Organism: Caenorhabditis elegans
Lineage: Eukaryota; Metazoa; Nematoda; Chromadorea; Rhabditida; Rhabditidae
Gene: R07E5.17
Exons: 7
Coding region: 26-1153 (375 amino acids)
Source: RefSeq, marked reviewed
GUUCCUAGCAAUAUAUACGUUUUAGAUGAAAUUUAUUAUUAUCUGCAACUGGUUACUUUUUCUUCUAUGUUAUAAAUGGCUUGGUAAUUGGGAAAUUCCAAUUAACCUGGGAUUUGAUCCGUUUCGCGUAGUUGGAGGUUUUCCUACUCUUGUUGAUUCUUUCUUUCAAGAUUUUUUUGAAAAACCAACAGAUAGCUCGAAAACUUCAACAUUUCCUCUUGAUGAUCUACAGUACCCAGUUGUAACACCUCAGUUGGCCCGUAAAAUGAAAUGGAAUUGUUCAAUAAUUCAAUCUUCGGAUAAAUGUUUCACUGUUAUCAAAUCAUCGGAGUGUCUAGCUUCUACUCAAUUUUCUUAUAACUUUUGGGAAAAUUCUGAAGAAAUGUCUGAAUGUUUUCAUAAAUCCAAGGGAAAUAUGGAAUGUAGAAUACCUUUUCAAAAUGGAAAUAUCUGUGAAAAUGUGGUUGUUGGAAUUCAAAAAAGUGGGAAUAGUUCGAUUUUCAUAGAAUUAGAUGAUAUAAUGAUUAAUACUCAAAUAUUUCAAAACUAUGCAGAAACUAAACACAGACUUCCAAAUAACAAAAUAUCGGAAAAUUCGACCAGAGAAGAUUUUUAUUUUGAGAAUUCAGAUUUUUGCCAAAACUACAGUAUACAUGAGUUGGUUUUGAUUAGUGGAGAGAAUAAUACAGAUAUAUAUCCCUUUUUCCAAUUUGGCAUAAACAGCACUAGUCUUCCACAAAAUGCGGGCUGUUCACCUCCAUUCCCCGCAGACAUGUUCAUUUGUAAUUGUCGAAAUUCUCCAUCUUGCCAAGUCCCAUUUUUAUAUUUGACACCAAAUUCUACAUUCUGUGGUUCAACUACAAUAUCCAUCUAUCACACCCGCGGAUUCAUCUAUUCGGCAGUUGUGGCAGAAUCUCCAAACGAUAUUCAAAAACACACCAUCACAUUUUUCGACCUCCCUCAAACACCUCCACGGACAAAGUUUGACUUGAAGCGUGGCAGGUUUCAUUGCCCAUCGGAAACCACGUGUAUUGCAGAGAUUCUGUACCCAUUUCAUUUUUUGAAUUCUUUGGAAAUGCCAUAUCAAAUAGGUAUUCUUGUGUUUUCAAUGAUUUUUGGUGGUUUGAUUAUGGCAAAAUUGAACAACAAAUAAAUGAUUAUUGGAACAUAAAA